Messenger RNA from Triticum turgidum subsp. durum (durum wheat), 213 nucleotides. The record is from the annotation of a GenBank genome assembly. NCBI's taxonomy places the organism in Eukaryota, Viridiplantae, Streptophyta, Magnoliopsida, Poales, Poaceae.
AUGGCCGGCGGCGGCAUCUUCAGCAGGGCGCUGAGCUACGUCGUCAACGAGUUCCUCGUCGAGGGCCUCGCCAACAACCGUGCCUUCCAGAGGUUUGCUGUGAGGACCAACAGGACUUUAGAGGAACUCUCAUCUAAAGCUAAGCAAGCGAGGGAGGAGAUAUCGGAGCAAUUUAAGGAUGCUCGUGGACCCGAUGAUCGCUUCAAGCAGUGA